This is a messenger RNA of Bursaphelenchus okinawaensis, 216 nucleotides long. Lineage: Eukaryota; Metazoa; Nematoda; Chromadorea; Rhabditida; Aphelenchoididae. The record is from the annotation of a GenBank genome assembly.
AUGGUUGGGCUACCUGGAGCCUUUGAGUAUGGACAGUGCUGGACUAGAUCUGAAAGUGGCUCCACUAGUUGGGCUACGUCAGAAAGAAAGAUCACCUGGCUCGGCCUGACUUCUCUUGAUGUGUUAGGCCAAACCGAAGUAAAUCGGAACGGGCUGUUCCGAAGAAAAUUUAAAAAAGGCUGGGCUGAACCAGCACAAGUAAGCCCAUGGGGAUAA